GAGGGGUCUUUUAUCUGGACAGCUUCCUGGGCUGCUGUGCGUCUUUUAUUCCUGUACCCCCAGUCCUUAACCCCACCCCCUAUUCUGGAGAGCAAUCUGAUCUGAUCAACACACCAGCGUUUGUACAAAGAGGGCCGCCCACAGCACUGAUGUCGGGUUUAGGGUAGCAAACACAAAGGGGCCAGUUAUGGCUCAUGGAAUAAAGCCAGGAAACAUGUCCAAAGUCUUGGCUCCCAGUCCUCCGUUUUGCCCCGGUGCAUUACCUACAAAACCGAGCCAGGAGGAGCAAUCAGUGAGCAAGGAGACUCAGCGACCACCUAGUUCUUUGGGGAACGACAACAAUGACCAACUGGCUCCUCCUGCUCCUUCAAAGCACUUUUACAUGAGCUGCGACCCGAGUCCGGAGGACAUGGAGGAUGCCUGCUCCGAGUACGACAAUGUGGGCUCUGACGUUGAGCAAGAUUAUGACGAGGUGCUGCAUUUGAACAGCCAGGGCCCCAUCAACAUGAGGUAUUGCAACCAGCACAGUCCUGGGGGUGUGGAGCAAGCAGAAGAGAGUCAUAAGGAUCCUACUGCUGACCAGAUCACUCAAAAAUCUCAUCAAAGCACCAAGAAAUGCGAGCGACCACAAUCAGAUGGUAAACCGUACAGGAUGGGUCACCGUUUUAAGUCACAUUGUGCUCCCAUUGCUGGAGAUGAAGCAGAGGGGGGGAUGAAAAUAAUUCAAGGAGACAGGUUCUUUUAUAAGGAUGGAGAUGACUUUGAAGAGGUACUGGACGGGGCCAGAUUCAUAGAGGAUUUAGAUGAGACAGAGAUAAAUGUUCAAAGGCCCACCAGCUUUUAUCAGGGUAUUGAGAGUGAAAGAAUUAAAAAGGGAGCUCAUGAAAGAAAAAGAGAAGAUGAAACUCGCAUACCAAGAAAUCACAAUUUAUCAGGAGCUGGUAGGAAGUCUGAGCCAUCCCGUGUGGGGCCAAAGGGUAAAGAGCGUCAGGGUAAAGGUCGAGGAAGGGGGGUUGCAGGAGAUGAAGCUCAGCACAGCAGCACUGAGCAGCAUCCAAAGACUAUGUCUAAAAAGUCCGUUGUGAGGUCCAAGGAUCGGCCCGGUUCCAGCAAGCACCAUCAUCCUCCGCCAGCUCGUCGAGCUCAGUCACCCCCCGACCCCCAGAGAACCCUGCCUCACAGAGAGAUUCCUCCUGUUUCUGGACCCCAUCCCUCGCCCGCUGACAACCAGGAAAGUGAAUCCAGGCCGAUCAAACCAUUUGUGGCUCCUCAACACACAGCAGAACAACAGAGAGAGUCCCCCGAGGAGAGGCAGAGAGGUUCCGCGAAACCCGAGCAGGAUCAGGAUGAGAAGCCAAGCACAGACAUGAUGCCUGAGGAGGUGGCAGAGCAGACAAAGGAGCCUCAAUGUCCAGAGCCGGUCUCUGUAGAGGAAAACAACUCUCCCAUGAAAUCACAGGAAGGGGCUGCUUUUCCCAUCUUUGAGGAUGUCCCAGGUCCAUGUGAGCCGGAGGAUCUCAUCGACGGGAUCAUCUUCGCUGCUAACUACCUAGGUUGCACUCAGGUGUUGUCCGAUAAAAAUCCGUCCAAGUCCGUGCGCAUGUCGCAGGCACAUGAAGCUGUCAGUCGCAUCAAGAGCCAAGAUGAAGACUCUCAGAUGAUGACUGAAGUGGAUCUCUUUAUCUCCACUAAAGCUGUCAAAGUACUGAAUGCUGACACACAGGAGACAAUGAUGGACAGUGCCUUGCGGACCAUCUCCUACAUUGCAGACAUCGGCAGCAUUGUGGUUCUGAUGGCACGGAGACGCAUGUCUCAGGCUUCAUCGGAGGAUUUCUCUGAAUCGUCUGAUUCUGCCAGUGAAGGGAAGACUCAGUACAGAAUGAUCUGCUACGUCUUUGAGUCAGAAGAUGCACAGCUGAUCGCACAGUCCAUCGGUCAGGCUUUCAGCGUGGCCUACAGAGAAUUCCUGCGAGCCAACGGCAUCAACCCGACUGACUUGAGCCACAAACAAUACAGUGACAUCAUCAACUCCCAGGAGAUGUACCACGAUGAUCUUGUACACUUCUCAAACUCAGAGAACCGUAAAGAGCUGUAUGUGGAGAAGCAGAAAGGUGAGAGCCUCGGCGUGGUGAUAGUGGAGUCCGGCUGGGGCUCCAUUCUGCCCACUGUCAUCCUCGCCAGCAUGCUGAACAGUGGCCCCGCAGCUCGGUCCGGAAAACUCAGUGUGGGAGACCAGAUUAUGUCCAUCAAUGACACAAGUCUUGUGGGACUGCCACUGGCCACCUGUCAGAGCAUCAUUAAGGGUUUGAAGAAUCAGGUGAAAGUAAAGCUGAGCAUUGUAAGCUGCCCCCCUGUUACUACCGUUCUCAUCAAGAGACCGGACCUCAAGUAUCAGCUCGGCUUCAGUGUUCAGAACGGAAUUAUCUGCAGUCUGAUGCGAGGCGGCAUUGCUGAGCGAGGCGGGGUCCGGGUCGGACACAGAAUCAUCGAAAUAAACGGGCAGAGUGUUGUUGCCAUGGCACACGAGAAGAUUGUUCAAACUCUGUCUGUCUCAGUGGGUGAGAUCAACAUGAAGACGAUGCCUGCUGUGAUGUUCAGACUCCUAACAGGACAAGAAACACCAGUCUACAUAUAGAAACGCUGCAUGGAUCAGUUCUCUGGAGUUCUGGAUGUCCGACUGUCAUUAGGUGGUCCAGCAGGAUGAAGGGAAUUUAUUUUUUAUAACAUUUUAAAUUGUUUUGCUUCUUGUUGCAAUGCUGUAAAGAACAUUGUUUCCAGGUCUUAUCUUGAGCUACAUCAUCAUAAUGGCCUUAUAAUGUGAAUACCGUCUGUAGUACUGUACGUGAAGUAAUGGUGUCAAAGAAAAGUAGCUUUAUGGUCAUGAUUAUUUUCUUAUGAAGAGAUAAACUAGCACAUUUAUUUUUUAUUUAGUCAUUUUUAUAAUGCGUAUGGGGUUCAAAAAUGUACUUAUACUGUAAAUACUUUGGGUUCCUCCUGGGCUUUGUUGGGAAGGCCAUAACUACUCCUGCAAAAUUACAGUAUGCAUGUGACUGUGGUAUAAUAACAGACCAGGGAUUCAAUCUCGAUCUGACAUGAUAAUCUAUUACAGUAAGUAUUAAAAGUCGACAAAGACAUGAUGUACAAAGGCACUGAACUCUGCAUUAUGGCGACGCUGAAGGCCAAAGACACACCUCUUGGUUAAGGAGAUACAGUACAUUUUGAGUGACAGAGAACAAUAAUGUAUCAAUAUACUCAUUACUGGCUGAAUGUAAUGAAGACAAAAAUACAGUUUCUCUCUUAAA
Messenger RNA from Girardinichthys multiradiatus, 3302 nucleotides. RefSeq names its product amyloid beta (A4) precursor protein-binding, family A, member 2a (gene apba2a). Gene Ontology annotation, molecular function: protein binding; amyloid-beta binding. Gene Ontology annotation, biological process: chemical synaptic transmission. The transcript is spliced from 12 exons. Gene Ontology annotation, cellular component: dendritic spine; plasma membrane; cytoplasm. The record is from RefSeq and is a predicted model, not a curated record. NCBI's taxonomy places the organism in Eukaryota, Metazoa, Chordata, Actinopteri, Cyprinodontiformes, Goodeidae. Bases 188 to 2635 code for a protein of 815 amino acids.